Messenger RNA from Strongyloides ratti, 474 nucleotides. RefSeq names its product Proteasome assembly chaperone 3 family-containing protein. Gene Ontology annotation, biological process: proteasome assembly. The transcript has 2 exons. Lineage: Eukaryota; Metazoa; Nematoda; Chromadorea; Rhabditida; Strongyloididae. The record is from RefSeq and is a predicted model, not a curated record. Bases 1 to 474 code for a protein of 157 amino acids.
AUGUCUGAGUUACCACCAAUGACAAAGACAAUUGAUUUGUCUUUUAACUAUAAUGGAAUUGAUACAAUUUUUAGAAUUACAAAUUUUCAAGGAAGAAAAUUAAUUGUCUUGUCAAAUUUAGGUAAAAUAGGUCAUAUUAUUGAGGUAUUCUUUCCAAAAAUGAUUGGGAUGUUGGAACAAAGAUCAAAUUUGAGAUGUGAUUAUGAAUGUAAACUUAUUCUUGGAACUGAUUGUUCAGAUUUUGAUUUAAUGAUCAAAAGAAUGGCUAUGGUUUAUCAUGAGUAUGGUUUUGAUGAUAAUAUUAUCCUUUAUCUAGGUUUACAACAAUUCGACAUUGAAUUUUGUAAGAAAGUUGUUGAAAUUUUUACUCAAUACUUAGAAUCAAUACGCCCUAAUCAACGUUACAUCCAACCUAAUUCAUAUCAUAAAAAUAUGACAAAACAAUUACAAGACUUGUCUUUUGAUAAUAAUUAA